GCGCUGGGCGGAUCCGGGGCGGCAGCGGAAAUGGCGCGGAGGAGGCCUGGCCUGUAGGCCCGAGAGCCGGAGAGCUGCAGCCCGCCUCCCGUCGCUUAAAGGGACUGCUCAGGGGCGCUCGGAGCAUGAGCCGGACCGGCAUAUCAUCGCAGUAUAAGCAUGGCGUCUGAAGAGGCCUCUCUGCGUGCACUGGAAAGUCUUAUGACAGAAUUUUUCCACAGCUGCACCACAAAUGAACGGAAAAGGGAGAUUGAGGAGUUGUUAAAUAAUUUUGCACAGCAGAUUGGAGCAUGGCAGCACUGUAUUUACUUCUUAUCCAACACCCGGAAUGAGUAUGUCAUGAUGUACAACUUGACGGUGUUCGAGAACCUGAUUAAUAAGAUGUGGCUGGGAGUUCCUUCUCAGGACAAAAUGGAGAUUCGAAGCUGCUUACCCAAGCUUCUGUUGGCACACCACAAGACAAUGCCAUAUUUCAUCCGCAACAAGUUAUGCAAAGUGAUUGUGGAUAUUGGUCGGCAGGACUGGCCAAUGUUUUACCAUGACUUUUUCUCCAGCACGUUACAGUUAAUCCAGGCUCCGUCCACCACACCUUUGGGUCUGAUCAUGUUGAAGACUACCUCGGAGGAGUUGGCGUGCCCACGGGAGGACCUUAGUGUGGCACGGAAGGAGGAGCUGCGGAAACUGCUGCUGGAUCAGGUGCCAACAGUACUGGGUCUUCUUACAGGUAUUUUAGAGACCAUUUGGGAUAAAAACAGUGUUACAGCUGCAACUCCACCUCCCUCCCCAACUUCAGGAAACAGUGGUGAUCUGCUCAGCAGCCUAUUGCAAGCUCCACUUGCUGCCAAACUAUUAAAUCAACCAAUUCCAAUUUUGGAUCCAGAGAGUGAACAUGUUUGUUCUUUGGCUUUAGACUGUCUGACUCAUCUUUUCAGCUGGAUCCCACUGUCCACCAGUAUCACCCCAACUCUCUUGACCACCAUCUUUCAUUUUGCCCGUUUCGGCUGUGAUACCCGUGCCAAGAAGUUAGUUGCUGUGAACGGCAAUGGCCACAACAACAAUUCGGUGCCAGAGCGAGGCAGACUGGGUGUGUUGGCAAUGUCUUGUAUUAAUGAACUCAUGUCGAAGAACUGUGUUCCCGUGGAGUUUGAGGAAUAUCUGCUACGCAUGUUCCAGCAGACAUUCUACCUGCUGCAGAAAAUCACCAAAGAGAAUAACGCACACUCCAUCAAGAGUCGUCUAGAGGAGCUGGAAGAAAGUUAUGUGGAAAAGUUCACCGACUUCCUGCGUCUGUUUGUCAGCGUGCACCUGCGCAGGAUCGAAUCCAACUCUCAGUUCCCAGUGGUGGAGUUUCUAGGCCUUCUCUUCAAGUACACUUUCCAUCAGCCCAGUCACGAGGGUUAUUUCUCUUGCCUUGAUAUCUGGACGAUAUUCUUGGACUACCUAACCAGUAAAAUCAAGAGUCGACUUGCUGAUCGGGAUGAGGUGUUGAACAGGUACAAAGGUGCGUUAGUUAUGCUGUUGACUGAGGUUUUGCAUCGUGUGCAGUUCCGCUACAACCAAGCCCAGCUGGAGGAACUAGAUGACGAGACCCUGGAUGAUGAUCAACAGACCGAGUGGCAGCGGUAUCUCCGGCAGAGCUUAGAGGUGGUAGCCAAAGUGAUGGAGCUUCUCCCUUCCCACGCAUUUUCUACAAUCUUUCCCAUCUUGCAGGAUAACCUGGAGGUUUAUCUAGGGUUGCAGCAGUUCGUUGUAACCUCUGGACAAGUUCACAGGCUGAAUAUUACAGCAGAGAAUGACUGUCGCCGCUUGCAUUGCUCUUUACGUGAUCUGAGUUCGCUCCUUCAGACUAGUGGUCGUCUGGCUGAGUACUUUAUCGGCGACGUCUUUGCUGCCAGGUUUAAUGAUGCACUCAGCGUAGUUGAAAGGCUGGUGGAGGUGACACUGUAUGGGUCGCGUAUCAAGCUGUAUGAUAUGGAGACAGCUGUACCGUCUGUGCUGAAGCCCGAUUUGAUCGAUGUCCAUGCUCAGUCACUGGCUGCAUUACAGGCAUACUCCCACUGGCUGGCACAGUUUUAUAGUGAGGUGCAGCGGCAAAAUCCUGAGCAAUUCGUCUCUCUCAUUUCCACUGCGAUGGAGGCCACUGCUCCCCUCAUCAGCUUGAAGGUGCCAGAAAAGCUGCUGCUCUCAGCGUGCCAUUUGUUGCUGUCAUUGGCCACCACUGUACGGCCAGUGUUCCUGGUCAGGAUCCGAGCCGUACAGAAAAUCUUCGACAGGAUCACCGACGGCUCUGCUCGCCAGCUCCCCCAAGAGGGUAAGGUGCUGGUGUGUCGGGCCUUGUCCAACAUGUUGCUGUUACCGUGGUCAAACCUUCCCGAGAGUGAGCAGCAGUGGGCUGUCCGUUCAACCAAUCAUGCCAACCUUAUUUCAACCCUCACCCGAGAAUAUCGCCAGCUCAAGCACAAUGCCGGACUGUCGCAAAGCAAAGUGGGUCUGGGAGACACAAAAGUGAUUGUACAGGAUACCCUGAGUAUCCUGAGGUACAUCGUGGAGAACAUCUCUGGGGAGGUGACCAAAUCCCGGCAGAUCUGUUACCAGUCCCUUCAAGAGUCGGUGCAGGUCUCCUUGGCCCUCUUCCCAGUCUUCAUUCACCAGCCUGGUAUCACUGAUGAGAUGCUCAGCUUCUUCCUCACUCUGUUCCAAGGCCUCAGGGUGCAGAUGGGAGUUCCCUUUACAGAACAGAUCAUCCAGACCUUCCUCAACAUGUUCACCAGGGAGCAACUAGCAGAAAGUAUUCUGGAAGAGGGCAGCGGCGGGUGCCGUGUGGUGGAGAAGUUUCUAAAGAUUCUUCAGGUGGUGGUCCAGGAGCCCGGGCAAGCUUUCAAGCCAUUCCUACCCAGCAUCAUCUCCCUCUGCAUGGAGCAGGUCUACCCCAUUGUAGCUGAGCGGUCCUCGCCAGAUGUGAAGUUGGAGUUGUUUGAGCUGCUUUACCAGAUACUGCACAACAACUGGCGAUUUUUCUUCAAAUCCUCUGUCCUGGCGAGUGUCCAGCGUGGAACAGCUGAGGAGCCGAUGGAGAACGAGGCCCAGUUUGUUUCUGCCAUGCAGGCGUUUGGACAGUCCUUUUUGCAACCAGACAUCCAGAUCUUUAAACAGAACCUGUUUUACCUGGAGACACUCAACACCAAGCACAAGUUAUACCACAAGAAAAUCUUCCGGACGACCAUGCUGUUUCAAUUUGUCAAUGUGCUGCUGCAAGUUCUGGUCCACAAGUCCCAUGACCUGCUGCAGGAAGAAAUCGGGAUCGCUGUGUACAACAUGGCCUCCGUGGACUUCAGCAGCUUCUACGCUGCAUUUCUCCCCCAGUUCCUGGCCAAUUGUGAUGGUGUUGACUCCAACCAGAGAACAGUGCUCGGCAGGAACUUCAAAAUGGACAGGGAUUUGCCUUCGUUUACACAGAGUGUACACAGACUUGUGAAUGACCUGCGUUACUACAGGCUUUGUAAUGGCAGUUUACCUCCGGGAACGAUCAAGCUAUAGCCUUCGCGACUGAAGCCUUUCCUCUCACCAGUGCAACUUGCUGGCUGGACCCUCCGAAUACACUGCUGCAGCACUUUGUGUCUCUGUCCUGCAGGAAGAUAAUAGUUGUAUUCAGUACAUUGACAUGAUGCCAAUCGAUCAUGUAAUCUGCACUGAAUAGACAUCAGUCAUUUGCACCUUUGCAUUGUUGUGCUCCUCUCAGCUGUUUCAUUGGAUUGACGCGACAGUGCUACCAUGGUCAGCGCUAUCGUGGUCAGCAUUUUGUUUCUCGUUUGAAAUGCCUUGAACAUUUCUGCUCUGUGCAAGCAGAGGACGCUCCAUUUUAGGUCAUAUCAUUCCAAUGUGAUACUAUUGGCACACAAUCGAUGAAGAGUUUAUGUUGUAAACUGUGUUCUGAUCCUUCGAAUUACCCUCUCCAAAUGUAUGCUGGAUUAUUUUUUAAUGAAGAUUUUAAGUCGGGUAAAUUUAUAUUGUUUUCAUUAGACUUCCACUCAACUUUGCAACAUUUCUCCCUUACAGAACUUGUUUCUGUUGGUCUGUGUCAUGUGUCCCCUCCCCAUUCACCGAGGGUCUGUCAGAGGGAGCAGGAGUGCUUGAAAUGAGUGACCCACACGCAAGUGACCAAGCCUUUUAUUGCCAUUGGUUUAAGCCUCUCAGUUUAGGACUGGUGUCUGAACUAAGGUGGGCUUUAAUCGCUUAGAUUCUGACAGGAAGAUCCAACCACCAGCUCCCCUGGGCCAGGUGUUUUCCCACUUGACUUUGCCGAACGCCCCUAGCACUGUCAGUACCUCUGCCCAGACACUCGCUGCAGAGAUGUGGUUGGGGGAUGAGGAUUCUCAUGAGGAGUGGCAGUGGAAGAGAUGAAGAUUAGAGAAUAAUGGGAGAAGCGUGUGUGUGUGUGUGUGUGUGUGGUGUUCCUCUGUCUGGACCUUCAUGUUGAGGAGAUCAGGAGUGGGCACAUGACAAACCGAAAGUUAGCGGGGUUUCUGGAGCAGAUCAGUACUGUGGAAUUCGCAGAAACCCUGAGCCAUGAUGCUGGCCAAUGUACUCUGGGCACUUUGUCUGCCAGCUGUAGUGUUUAAGACCGCCUGGGCUGAAUGUAUUAAAUGGGUGGUAAAGCCUCCUUUAUACUUGAAGAUUAAACUUUUUCUCCCCCAAAGAAGCAAUCGUUCCACCUUUAAAGUUGUAGGUACAAAGAUAAUGUGUCUGAAAAAAGGGCUUUUUCAAUUGAAUUCACUUAGAGCCUAAUACUUGGUUACCUGUGUGUGAGCAGCAGACAUCUUUGUUCAAAACCUUGCCCAGUCACUGAAUUGUUGGGGUUCUUUCAGCUCGAUGGUAAUUUGAGGCUUGGUGAAUCCCUGGAACUAAGCCUCAAAUUACCACAGAGCUGAAGGAACCCCAACAACUCGAUGACCGGGCUUGGCUCUAGGGAUUCACCAAGCCUCUUCACUGGGGUGCAUCAUUCCUUCCAACGUGUGUCACUCUGGACCUGACCUACCACACAAAAUCCAUCCCUGUCUGCAGCUGUUUUUAUCAUGAAGCCAGCUCCACAAUUCUCAGCAUUUUCAUUAAAUUUGUUUAAAAAAGCUGCUAGUAAUCUUUCAAUCUCCAUUUAAAUUCUGGACUCUGUAUUCAGGUGGAACAAAAUGAGGUACGUUUCCACCCAAGCCAGGGAGCUCCUGCAGAUCUGCAAGUAGGGCACUGCGUAGUUGCCUGCAACAGCCAGUCUUUCUUCCCUCGAUUGGUCCUAUGAGGCGCAGGGCAGGAAAAAAGUAGAGCCCUGUGAUUAGGAGGUGACGUGCUGGGCUGAGACUCCCUGCUACCUGCUCUCCUCCAACCGAGUGCCUAGUACUGGCCCUCGUACCACAGUGGGAGUGGUCGUGACACUCUUCUGCUAAGCCCUGGACACAUCUGAGUGCUAGAGCUGACCAGUCCACAUUUCCACCUUUCUGGGCUGUGUUGUUUAAUUCAGUCAAUGUCUGUGGUGAUCCAGUCUUCCAUUUUAUUUUGUCCAUUGCUCCAAGCCUGUGGCUUUUUAAGACUCUUUUACAUUUUUGCUGCACAUUGUACAGGAAGAAGUGGUACUCUGUAAUUAGCGAUGUCCAGUUUUCAUUUCAUUGGACCAUGUGAAAUGUGGUUGUGGUUGGACAUGGUUUCCUUGGGUUGGGGCUGUUAGUUCUGUCGCCUCGUGUUGGGGUAAAGGCACCGUGUUGCACCUCAACCUUCUUUGAAGGGUCCGGUCACCUCAUUUCACAAACUGCUUCAUUCUGCUUUGCUCCUCCCCACUUUGCCAGUGCUGUCUCCUCAUCAGUGUGAGGUCGGCCUCAACUGGCUCUCCGCUCAGCGGCGAGAGAGAGCCCUGAUCACCAGAUGAUGGUUUCACUUGUCUCAGCCCUGCGUCAGGCCUCCCUCAGAGUCCAAAGCCAAAGCCCCUGGAAUUGGUAGACCGUCUCGGUGAGAUUGUGGGAUUCCGUAUUGUUGGAGACCCUGCCCCUGACUACGGAGUCUUCUGCCCUGCUGCUUCCUUCCCUCGUUGAAGAAUGCUUUCUCUGCAGUGUGAUUGAACUGCGCUGUGGUAUUUCUAUCACUGUACGCAAAAGGGAAUUCCUUCCGACGUACAGAGUUAAUGUGACUCGUACCACAGCUCGCACUGCUGGUUUUCCCAUUGGAAAGCGUGGCCAACCAGUUUGUGUGUAGCAGUUCGAGGCUGUGUUUACAAAGUGUACAGAGAAUGCCCGUGUCUGUAGUCACUGCAAGCGUAUGUCCCAGACCUGAGCUGCACUGGACCAGCUCACACCCUGUACAAAGCAGACUCUUGUUUAUUUUUUUAGGAUUAUGGUGAUACUUUGUACAAGUGUACAGUGAUGUGAUUAUAAACAGAUCCCAGCUUUCCCCAAGGCUGUGUUAGUGUUUCUGGAUGUAAAUAUGAGACUGUUUUGUGCCUGAACACUUACAAUGAGAAGUGUAUUAAAUCUAUACACUGGUUUUACUCUUCGUGUUGAACCCAUUUUGAUUCUGUGACAUUCCACUGCAGAAUUCAAGUCUUUUAUAAUUGCAUUUUAUAAAAAAAAAUGUAGAUAUGACUUUUAAAUAAAUGAUGAUCCAAGUGCAUGUUUGGCCUGAGGCAUUUGGGAGUUGAUGGGGCCAAGAAGUUGAGGAAGUGCUGUUAGCCCCUGGAGACGCAGCAGCAAGUACCUGUCACAGCUGAAGCCUGGGCAAGGGUUAAAAUGCCUCGGCUCCCUCCUGAAUUACAAGCAGCCUGUUUAAACACUGUAACUCUGAGGAGUAUGUGUUUAAAUACUGUAACUGACUAUGUGCUGUGUGGUGAAAAGAAGUAUUAAAGCAUCUGUCAGGAUUUCAAAUUCUGAGCUUUGUAGGAAAUGAGUAGGUCUCCCUAUUCCAUCAAAUUUAUUAACUUGCUACCAGCAAAGUAGUGUCGAGGAGAAGGAUCAGGGAGAUUGCCUGUACUACGAAUGUUCUCUAAUCUUCCCUUCAUCCUCAUGUCCUGCAAUAUUUAAUUCCCUGGAAGCAGCUGAAUUCGAUCGUAUGUGGCUGUAUUAAAAAUAUUCUCUGAUUGGUAUGCCGGUUGCUGUAAAUCCAUGUGAUUAAUUCUUGGGUUCUGAAUGAAACAUUCACCAUUUCAAUCCUGCAUUCUCCCCACAUCCCCUGAAGAACUUACCCAACAAAUACAAAACUACUCGCCUUACUCUUGAAUAUCUCAGUUGAUCCACCUCCUGUGUUCAGAGUGAUGAGCUCCAGCUGUUUUCUGUAUCUUCAAAAUAUAGUUAGUUCAAAGUUAAAUUAUUAUCAAAGUACAUCUGUCAACAUACACAAUCCUCAGAUUCACUUUCUUGCAGGCAUUCACAAUAAUACAAAGAAACACAAUAGAAUAA
This is a messenger RNA of Mobula hypostoma (lesser devil ray), 7430 nucleotides long. RefSeq names its product exportin 6 (gene xpo6). The record is from RefSeq and is a predicted model, not a curated record. The transcript is spliced from 24 exons. Gene Ontology annotation, biological process: protein export from nucleus. The coding region runs from base 160 to 3537 and encodes 1125 amino acids. Gene Ontology annotation, molecular function: nuclear export signal receptor activity; small GTPase binding. Lineage: Eukaryota; Metazoa; Chordata; Chondrichthyes; Myliobatiformes; Myliobatidae.